AUGGCAGUCGACGUCGAGCAGCAGUUCAUGGACCAGCUCUUUGAAGGGCUCGAUGCAGACACCUUCAACCUGCCAUGGUCCUCGCAGCCCAGCCCGCAGCGCAAGCCGCAAGCCUCCCAGCGAUCCCCCAGUCGCAGCCCCACGAGGCCACCAUCCGCAUCUGCCUCUCUAAUCAAGCGGCGGUCUCAAACGCAUAUUCAGCAGCGCGGAUCACACACCGACCCCGACGCCGACCCCGACGCCAACACCGACAUCUCCCGCGACCUCAGGCCCAGUCCCUUUGCCCCAAACGUGCUCUACAGCCAUGCCGAUGUCGACACGCACCGCACCGGGGGAUCGAAGCCCACGGCCGCAAACGAUGCAGCCGACCGCCAAGCCGCUCAACCACGCCGUCCUUCCGCCCCUCUUCCUGCACGCACAGACGACCCCCUCAGCCGCUUCCCCACCAAAGGAUGGAAGCUCGACGACAUGAGCCAGCCCGCUCAGCUUCACCGCCAGCAGCAGAGACAAAGGCAAAGGGCCUACACACGCUGCCUCGUCGUCGGUAUCGCAGAACGCGUUUACCACCCAGCCGGUCCCUCUUCCUCCCGACCUCGCGUCGAACGCGUCCUCAUCCUCCACCUUUCGCACAGGGACCAGUCGCUCCCACCGCGCCGCCGCAAUCGCUCACAGGCCGCUGCGGAAACGGUCCAGGAUGAGCCAGAGGUGCGCAUCGCCGUGCUCCGAGACGAGUGGCAGUCGACCGACGUCAGGCCAGGCGACUACAUUCACCUCGUCGGCCGCUUCGAGCGCGACCAGACGUCCGUACCGCACCAAUCGUCGUGGUCAGCCAGACUCGCGGACCGACAGGACCGGAAUCACGGGCGAUGUCGAGGCGACGAUGACGCAGCCGUCGCAACGCCAAAAGUCGAGGUCGAGAUCAACGCCGACACCAGCUCGUUGCCGUCGUCUCGCUGCGCAACAGAGCCCGAUGGCGACGCCGACGAUGACGCCGACCUGUGGGCGGAGAUGGGCAGCCUCCCCUCGCUCUCACAGCCGUCGCCCUCACAGUCGCAGCCGGGCCAGACGGCGCCGACCAUGAUCCUCUCAUCGCAACCCGCUAGCCAGUGGGACGAUUGGGACAGCCGCGACAACCUCCUCAUUCUCCAUCCAGACGUCCUUGUGCCCGCCACCAAAGUCUCGGAUGUCUCGUCGUGUGUGCGAAAGCCCGUCGUGCAGGACCGGCUCCGUGGCGGUUCGGACCUCACGGUCCCGCUGGUCCUCGGCACCAUGCUCCACGAAGUGCUGCAGGCCUGCCUCACCGGGCGGGGCUCAAGCAUCGACGCCAAAGAAGAGCGAGCACUGCUCGAGACAAUUUGCCGGGUCAAGCGCGAGGAAGAGCAGCAGAGGGAGCGGGAACAGCAGCCGAACCGGCAGGACGAGGCGGCAGAUCACGAGCAGCCGAGGCCACCACCAUCGAGGUCAGAUUCAGGGCUUGACGCACCCGCCUCGGUCCGCGACUGGCCCGCCACCUGGACGGGCAUCGGCGACUUUUCGCGGCCCUUUGCUCUCGCUCAAAUCCGCUCGCAGGUGCAGCUCAACAUCGACAGUCUCUUUGCCAUCGGGCUCGAUACUGACCAGGCCUACGCCAGGCUCGAGGCCGCUGCAGCACCGUUCGGCCGCUUUGCCGCUGUCUACCUCACUGCCGACGAACGAGAUAUUGGUUCCGACGGCUUCAGGGACGAUGCCACGAUCGCCGACAUCAGAUCUGCCUCGUCUGCGCCGGUAAAGACCCGGCUGACGCGCAUCCUCGACGUCGAAGAAGAGGUGUGGUCGCCCAUGUACGGCCUCAAGGGCAAGGUCGACGUCACGAUCGAGGCGCUCGUUCUCGAACCCGACAUGGACAGCAAUGGCGGUGGCGGACAGCUCUUGGACGGGCAACCCAGGCGAACCUUUUCGGAUCCGCGCUCGGCAUCGAUGUCAGCGCCCUUACGCACCCGCUCCUUAGCCGCCGUCGGCUCCGCCACCGCUGCUCCGCUGUCCACUGCUCGAUCGGCUCGCGGCCAUCUCUCAGUCUCGGUGAUGCCGCUCGAGCUCAAGACGGGCCGUUCUACUGCCGUCGGCAUGGAGCACCGUGCCCAAACGAUGCUCUACACGCUGAUGCUCUCGGACCGGUACGGCUGCGACGUCCAAGAUGGUCUGCUCUACUAUUCAAAGAGUGGCCAGCUUCACCGCAUCCGCAAGAGCCGGAAUGAGGUGCGCGGCCUCAUCAUGGGUCGGAACGAGCUCGCCGGAUAUCUUGUGAAGAGGGAGGGCGAUGACGGCAGCGGCGAGGAUGUGACGGCGCCGCUCCCGCCCACGAUCGACAAUGAUCACAAGUGCAGGCGAUGCUAUGCGGUCGACGGAUGCAUGCUGCUGCGCCGCGCCAUCGAAAACGUGGUCGACCCCGAUCCGAACAGCGAGGGCGCAGAGCUCACCAAGGACGCUGCCGUCGUUUCGACGCCCAUCGCUGGGCUGUACGCGCAAAAGACGGCGCAUAUGACGCAGACGCACGCCGACUUCUUCAAAAAAUGGAGCAGCCUCCUCUCGCUCGAGGAACAGGACCUGGUCCGCUUCCGCCGCGAGCUGUGGACCAUGACGGCCGCCAGCCGCGAGAACGUGGGCCGCUGUUUUGCCGACAUGCGCCUCGUUUGCCGCGACGAGGGCGCAGGCGCUUCCGAGCGGACCAGCGCAAGGAUGAUGCGUCGCUUCACGUAUGCAUUUGAGCGAUCCUCGCCUGACGAUGGCGGGAUCUUCGGGAGCCAGGCCUCUGCGGCCGCAACGAGCCUCCUCAGCGGCCAUAUUUCGCUCAACGAUCCCGUAACCAUCUCGAUCGAGCCGGCGCUGCUGUCAGUGGCGCAAGGAUUCGUCACGGCGCUGACGGCGACGCGUAUCGAGAUCGGGUUGGACCACGACCUGCUGCCGUCGCUCCAGCGAUCUAUCGAAGAAGCCGGCUCGACGCGGCUCGACGCUUCGGCCAUGGCCUCGAUCGUGUUUCGAAUCGACCGCGACGAGCUGUCGGCCGGCAUGGGCAAGGUGCGCUCAAACCUCGCCGCCCUCUUCUGGCCGGGCGAGGCUGGUGAUACCAAACGGCGCGAGCUCAUCGUUGACCUCCGCCCGCCGCGCUUCUCGUCAUCUGAGGCAGGCGAGGUCGGCGGCAACGGCCAGGUGUCGACGCCGGCGCUGCCCGAUCAUCUCAACGUCGACCAACGCGCCGCGAUGCACAAGGUGUUGAGCGCCCAGGACUAUGCGCUGAUUCUCGGCAUGCCGGGCACGGGCAAGACGACGACGGUGGCCGAGCUCAUCAAGCUGCUUGUGUCGCGCGGCAAGAGCGUGCUGCUGACGAGCUACACGCAUAGCGCCGUCGACACCAUCCUGCGCAAGCUCGUCAUCGACGGCCGGCGUUCCUGUGAUCAGCCAGGGCUGGAAGGGCAGUGCCAUCGCCCACUGCGGAUGCUGCGCCUCGGCAACGCCGACAAGGUGCAUCCAGACACGCGCCACUUGACGCUGCCGCCCGCGUCGACAACCGCGCACCUCGAGGAGCUGCUGCUGGCGCCGGACGUGGUGGCGACGACCUGCCUCUCAAUCUCGCACGUCGUCUUCUCCAAGAGGCGCUUCGACUACUGCAUCGUCGACGAGGCGUCACAGAUCACGCUGCCAACCUGCCUCGGCCCCCUGCGCUUUGCCGAUCGCUUUGUGCUCGUCGGCGACCACUUUCAGCUACCGCCGCUGGUGCGCAACCCGCAGGCCAAGCGAGGCGGGGGCGGGCUCGAGACGAGCCUGUUUAAGCUGCUCAGCGAACGGUACGAGGCCGAGGCUAUGGUCUGCCUCCGCCGGCAGUACCGCAUGAAUCGCGACGUUAUGGCGCUCAGCAAUGAGGUCAUCUACGGCGGCCGGCUGCGGUGCGGCAGUGAGGCCGUGGCAAUGCAGCGGUUGUCGCUGCCGAGGCGAGUCGGCGGCAAGCACGAGGAGCGCACCAGGGCGCUGCCGGAAUGGACGAAGAGGGUGCUGGACCCGGACCACUCGGUCGUCUUCCUCGACACCGACGCGCUGCCCUCGCUCGAGUCGUGCAGCGGAUCGCUGCUGCAAAACAGCGGCGAGAUCCGGCUGGUGACGCUGUUGGCCAACGUGCUGCUACAGGGCGGCGUCGCGCCAGACGACAUGGCGGCCAUCACGCCGUAUCGACAUCAGCUGAAGCUGCUCUCGCUCUCGCUGCAUCCGGCGAUCGAGACGCUGACGGCCGACAAGGCUCAGGGACGCGACAAGGACGUCAUAUUCCUCUCUCUCGUCCGGUCCAACCGCUUUGGCACCGUCGGCGAGCUGCUGCACGACUGGCGCCGGUUAAAUGUGGCCUUUACUCGCGCCAGGAAGAAGCUCGUCGUCGUCGGAAGCUGGUCCACACUCGAGGCCAGCGACGAGGUCAGCAAAUUUCUCGGCGUCAUUGCGCGUCGUGGAUGGAGAACGCCCGUCGGAUCGUGGAGCGAGGUCGACGACGUGGAACGGGGCGUCAGAGAGGCCGCGUCCGAUAUUGACGCGGAGGCAGAGGGGGCCGAGCCGGCAUCGUCCAGAAGGAACGUCAAGAUGGGCGGUGCGCCGCCGCCGUCAUGUUUGCCCGUUCAGAGAGAUGGAGACAUCAUGUCGGCGUCCGUAUCCCCCACCUCUUCGCCCUCCCCGAACCGUCGCAGCACGAUCACCGCCACGACGACGACACCACCACGACCAUCACAGAGCAAACUCACAAGUUUCUUUUCCAAGUCGUCUUCGUCGGCAUCAUCAGGGCAGCUACAGGAACGAGGAGCGGAAACGGCACGUCCGACCAAGCGGACUAAGCUGAGUGAGAGGGCGCUCAAGAAGCGAGGCGUCCUGCGCGAUCUGCUCAACGAAGUCGAGGGAUAA
This is a messenger RNA of Pseudozyma flocculosa PF-1, 4914 nucleotides long. RefSeq lists its product as uncharacterized. Gene Ontology annotation, biological process: replication fork reversal. Gene Ontology annotation, cellular component: cytoplasm. The record is from RefSeq and is a predicted model, not a curated record. Bases 1 to 4914 code for a protein of 1637 amino acids. Gene Ontology annotation, molecular function: single-stranded DNA helicase activity; 5'-flap endonuclease activity. The transcript has a single exon. NCBI's taxonomy places the organism in Eukaryota, Fungi, Basidiomycota, Ustilaginomycetes, Ustilaginales, Ustilaginaceae.